Messenger RNA from Penicillium macrosclerotiorum, 1188 nucleotides. RefSeq lists its product as uncharacterized. NCBI's taxonomy places the organism in Eukaryota, Fungi, Ascomycota, Eurotiomycetes, Eurotiales, Aspergillaceae. The record is from RefSeq and is a predicted model, not a curated record. The transcript is spliced from 4 exons. The coding region runs from base 1 to 1188 and encodes 395 amino acids.
AUGAGCAUUGAGACGGUCGCGGAUAUCCUAGGCCCAGCACCAGCCGGUCUGGAUCUGUCGGCUAGCCGGACAACCCAGGAUAACGCGAUCGUGAUUAGCCUUUCAGCUUUGAGUCUUUUUACCGUGAUAAUUCGGUUUAUUGUCCGUCUCCGAAGCCCCAAUUCGAAGUUUGGACCGGAUGAUUGGUUGAUUGCCAGUGCUCUGAUUCUCCAAGCAGUCCUGCUAGCAUGUUCCCUCAUUGCGGGAGAAUGGGGCAUGGGGAAGCAUAUUUGGACAACUACGAUUCCUAAGGUUGUGAAAAUGAAACAAAUCCUCCUCGCCUGGCUCAUUAUCUAUAUAUUUGAGCUUUUCCUCAUCAAGGCCUCGAUCCUGAUGUUCUACCGCCGUAUCUUCGGUAUGAACUGGACCAUAUGGGCGUGUCUGGCCAUCGCAUCGGCAUGGGCCCUAGGAAGCCUCAUCGCCCUGCUGGUCUGUCCGGCUCCUAUUUCGUAUUUCUGGACAGAGUAUACUGCUCCGACAAGUGGGAACUUUCGUUACAAUUUUUACAACUAUUAUCUUGGAAAUGCGGCUGGCAAUGUAGUCAGUGAUGUGCUGAUUCUUCUCGUCCCGUUCCCGAUCGUGUGGAGAUUAAAGAUGCGAGUGACGCAAAAGAUCAUGGUGUCAAGUGUUCUUUUACUGGGUAUCUUUGUUUGUGCCGCCAGUAUUGUCCGCCUCCACUAUAUCACGGGCCUUAACACUGUCGAUCUGACCUGGGCUAUGAGCAAUGUAUACGUUUGGUCAGAUGUCGAGCCCUGUCUUGGAAUCAUCUGUGCCUGUCUCCCGGCCGUGCAGCCUAUUGUGCGCUCUAUCAUGAAAAUGGAACAUAUUCUCCUUCUCCGCAGCAAACUACGCCGUUUAAGUGCACAAGCACAACGGUCGAAUGAAAUACAGCUCCGGAAGAAAGAGGAAUAUGUCAGUCAUCACGAUCAUAGAAUCACUUCUCUCACCCCAGUCUACAGUCCUGAGGGUAAACCAGAAGGUCUACGCACGUAUUAUGAUGAUACCCCAGAUGAGGAGGAGAGGAGGCUUACGACCAUGAUAACACAUAUAGAGUCAAACGAGUCGAGGAGGCUACGAGAAAACCUAGAGGAAUUUUUGGGUUCUGGGUUCAUUCGAGUGCAGCACGAGGUUGUGGUGAACAUAGAUUGA